Molecule: messenger RNA, 5291 nt
Organism: Leguminivora glycinivorella
Lineage: Eukaryota; Metazoa; Arthropoda; Insecta; Lepidoptera; Tortricidae
Product: ELAV-like protein 1
Exons: 1
Coding region: 346-1428 (360 amino acids)
Cellular component (GO): ribonucleoprotein complex
Molecular function (GO): RNA binding
Source: RefSeq, a predicted model, not a curated record
AUGAAUUUACGAGAAUAGGUCGCACGUCGCAUAGAUUUUUGGUUGAUUUCCUUUUCACUUUGCUUUCGUAUUCUCCGUAAGAUCUAAUAAACUAACGUUAAUUUGUGUUUCUGGUUAUAUUUUGAUUCAACGGAGUCGGUGUCGGUGCCGUAACACCGAACGCAAGAUAAGUACGAAUGUGGACAGCAUCUUAUUGAUUUUCUUUCCUUGCAUACGCUUUCAACCAACGCGAAGUGGUGUUAACAAUACUAGUGAAGAAUCUAUGAUCUAGUUCGUAUUUAACUAACUUUUUAGUCCAGCGACUGGACCGUGUCCCCGGAAAUCUGUAAAAAUACUUUAGUAAAAAUGAUGGCAAAUUCACUUGACACCGUUAACGCGAAUCAACCCACGCAAAAUGGUAGCAAGGUGCAACCGAGCAAUAAUGAGUCGAAGACCAACCUAAUAGUGAACUACUUGCCACAGACGAUGACACAGGAGGAGAUCCGGUCACUGUUCUCGAGCGUCGGCGAAGUAGAAAGUUGCAAGUUGAUAAGAGACAAAGUGACCGUAUUCCCCGACCACAUCCUGAACGGGCAAAGUCUUGGAUACGCCUUCGUCAACUACCACAAGGCGGAGGAUGCAGAGAAGGCGGUCAACACACUGAACGGGUUGAGAUUACAGAACAAGAUCAUCAAAGUGUCGUACGCGCGGCCGAGCUCUGACGCUAUCAAAGGCGCUAACCUGUAUGUGUCCGGUUUGCCCAAGCACAUGACGCAGCAGGAGCUAGAAAAGCUAUUUGGGCCUUACGGCUCCAUCAUCAGUUCGCGCAUCUUGCAUGAGAACGUAAACGUGGGCCACCUCCUGCAGGGCGGCGGCGACGGCGAGACCAUCCAGGGGCCCUCGCGUGGCGUCGCCUUCAUCCGUUACGACCAGCGCUGCGAGGCCGAGGCUGCCAUCCGCGAGCUCAAUGGCACCGUGCCCCCUGGUGGAACGGGCCCCAUGACUGUCAAGUGCGCCAACAACCCCAGCAACCAGAACAAAGCCCUCGCUCCACUGGCCGCAUACCUGGCACCGACUUCCACACGCCGUUUCGUCGGUCCUGCGGGCAAGGCUCUCUUGGCCAUCAACAAAGGUUUGCAGAGAUUUUCUCCCCUAGCCGACCCCCUGAUUCAAGGUAAUGCUCUAGGAGGCUCAGGUUGGUGCAUUUUCGUGUACAAUAUUGGAGCUGACACAGAGGAAAGCAUCCUGUGGCAGCUCUUUGGCCCGUUUGGUGCCGUCCAGAGUGUUAAAAUUAUAAGAGAUCCCACUACCAACAAAUGCAAAGGUUAUGGAUUUGUGACCAUGACCAACUAUGAUGAAGCAGUGGUGGCCAUCCAGUCUCUCAACGGCUACUCAUUGAAUGGCCAGGUGCUCCAGGUCAGCUUCAAAACGAAUAAGAGUAAAUCUUAAGCUCUGCAAAGUCUAGUCAAUAAAUUGUAGCUAAUACAAAAAUGUUGAUCAUUACUGUCAUGGACAUCACAAGAGAUUGAUUAAUUUUAGUAUGACAUAGGUAACAGUGUGACAUGAGAAUUUUUUUAAGUCAGUGUGAAUAACAAGUACAAAAUAUGGACCUUCCUUUAAGUGACUAUCUUCUUGUGGCCUGUUUACAGUAAUAUUUAAAAUACACAAGUUUUUGACAUAAUGUCAAAUUGUCAAUUGCCUAGGAAGUAGUUCACAAUCUCACAUUCAGGGAAGGUUCUAUACAUAACAUCACUUUUUUAAUACUUAUUUUCUUCAUUCAUACAACAGUGAGACUGUAUUUCUCCCAUAUUUCUUUUACCUUUCUAAUAAGAUAUCCAUUUUAUAUCAUAGUUAUUUCUGCUGACGGACACUCACUCUUGAUCCAAUCAGGUAACUGAUGUAGACUAAUGGUUCUAUCUCAAGCAAUUUUAAUGUUAAAUGUAUCACUAAAAUUCAUAUUUAAACUUCUUAAUGUAAGCUAGGCAGUGCUAGAUGUAACACUGUGUCAGUUAUGAUGUCCAAGUGGUAAAUUAAAUAUAGUCUACUGAGGUAAUCAGGAAAUUUUGUAACCCUGUAUGUGUAUAAACUUCAUGGGUAGUUAAGUCCCCAAUCAAAUACUUUCCUUCUUUGCCAACAAGGAUGGAACACCAAUAGAAAUAGACAUUUUUGACCCUCAUGUUACCAAGCAAUACUUAUACAUUCAGAAGUCACUAUAUUUGGCCCUUGUUGAAUUUUAUCCUGGGCCCAAUUUGGUGACUCCAAUAAAAUCAUAUUCAUAGAUACCUAUGAAUGUUACCUGCCUAAACUAUAAUAACGGAUUUUUUACAUCUGCUCUAAACCCAAUUUGCAUAUUACAUUAGUUAUGGUAAAACAUGCACAGAAGUGUGUUAAGCCAAGUUGCAAACCAGGCUAAACAAGUGCAUGUACUAGAUGUUUUAUAAACUUGUAUGGAUUACAUUAUACAAGUUCUAGUGAUAUUAUUUACAUGAUACUGGAACCAAUAUGCUAGCAGAAUUUUCUCAAUUCUUGCAAUAAUAUUUUACGGAUUGACAGUGCAAUAUGAAACUUUUUACUAUAAGUAAAAGUAAAUUAAAGUUUAUUAUUUAUAUAUAUGAAAAUGCCAGGUGCAAUUAUAUUUACUUACCUACAAAUGUCUAUGAAAACUAAAAUAGCUGCAAUAAAAAUAAUACUGUUUUAUCUUUACUAUGGUUUAUUUUGUGGACUACCAAAGAUGUCAAAGUAUAUUAAUAAUUACAUACAACUAUGACUGAUAAAGUAAUGUACACAUCUUUGAAGUAAGAGAAUUCACAGUACUAGAGUGUAUAAUAGCAUUCUACUUCUUCCAUUAAAUAUGUACAUGUUUCCGAAAGUUUUACAAAUAAGAACCCUCAUCUCUCAUUGACAAGGACGCUAAAUAAUGUAUUAUAAUGAAGGUUGAUUGUUUGAUUUUGAGCUAGACUCAAAUGCACAAAAUCAUUUGAAAAAUAGUUUUACUGAUAUUAUUAUUCAAACAUAUAUUUAUUAUACCCUCUUACAGUAUAUUCAUAUGUGUAACUCUACUAAAUUCCAUUUAGGCGUUUUGUGGAUAGAUAUUAUUUAAGAUUUGAUUUGGGUUAUUAUUGACUAUCUUAAAAAGUAAUCUCAAUCGAAAUUAUGAAGAUGAAGGACCAUGACAUAACUCUGUAAUUAUUGAUCAACAUUUUAUUGAACUAAAUUUUGUAUGUGUCUAAUAUAUGUAUCAGACUUGUGCGCACAUAUUUGUAGUGAAUGUCGACUUGACAAACUCUUCUCUGAUACGCUAGAGGCAAUGCCUGGCUCAAGCUGCAGUUGGAAGGGGCAGAUGGGCGGUAGGGCGCCAGCUCCUGCUGAGACCUACAGUAGGUUUAGUGAAUAUUUAAGCAAUACUCCAAGAUUGUACCCAUUUGCUACCUUUGAACUCGCACAAAAUUCAGGCAUCAACAUGAAUUAUGAUAUUGUCUCUCUAAUUCAUUUAAUUAAAUAAUCAUUAAUACAUACUAUUUAUUAUUACAUUUACUUAAGUAAUUUUAUAUUUCAUUAUAAACAUAAUUUAUUAUCGUAAUCAUAAUAGAAAUGUAAUAGAUUUCAUUUGAUGUUAUAAUAUUAAUGUAUUGAAUAUUACUUAGUGUAAGUUUUCUGUAAACUGAGUAAAGAUGUACCUACCUAUCGCAAGAUUUGUGUCGUUCCCAUUCGUGUCUAGUAGAUUCCGUAACUUCAUAGUUAAUUACUCAUAGAUAACAUAAAUGCAUAUCAGGUAACAUAAAACAACUAAAGAGGUGAGAAUUUCUUAAAUAAAUCGUCUAGAAAGGAUAAUGAAUGCAUUUGGAAUAAGUAUUUUCUUUAAUUUCUUAUUCACAUAAGUAUAAAUGUUUCAUUAAGGUAUAUAAUUAUUUAUUUAAAGUACUUAACUACACGGAACUAGUCAGCUAUAAUUUUGCGCAACAUAAAUUAUUAUAUUUAGAGUUUAAAUAAACUGUGUUCUCUAAUUUAAACUUAAAUGUAGUUGCUUAGGAUUUUGAGUUCAAAUUAUGUUGGUGUGGUGUUUGGUUAACGUAAGUUUGUAUUAUAACACGGGCCGAGCUCGGCAACUUCCACGCCGGACCACCGACGCGCACACCUCGCCGUCUUUGGUCCUCGUGGAAGCCAGCGGGCGGCUCCGGAACUUCAUAUAACACAGCGAAAUGCAAAUGUGUUUGGAACUAGUCAGGUUAAAUGUACCUCUUCAUUUCUUUGCAGUGAAAAAAAAAUUCAAUGUUUCAUACGUUGAUUUCAUAGAUAUUAAUUAACUUGUUUAAAUUUGUCCAAGUAGUACCGUCGAAAACAAAAUAAGUCGCCUUUUCUGGCUGGCACUGAAAUAGGCUAGGUAUUUAGUAAGAUUACGACAACGCUUAAAAAUUUUGUUCUCGACUGGGCAGCUGGAUAAUUUAAAAUUGUCACGCGUUUUAAUAGUUAGGGCAUUCAUUUAUUACUUAAUUGUAAUUUAAUGUAUAUUGUGUCGUCCCUGGCUUGGAUGAAGGAGCAAUGGAUUAUAGAAAUAUUGCUCAUAAUAAUAGGGUUCCGUACCUUAAAUACUUGGUCGUGAGAUUAAUUCGCGUCGCCGAAAUCAUCGGGACUAUGCGAAUUUCUCUUUAUAGUUUCAAUUACAGUAAUAAUUAAAUGAAUUUGGGUUCUCCCAUGCUUUAUGAAACAGUCUAGGGACAAAUUCCGUGUUCUAACCCAGUUUAUGACCAUCUAAGCUUUCGGUGUUUGCUUCGGCUAGACCCUUGGUUGGCCUCUCCACACUUCCAGUAAAUGACUCUCGAACUGAGCUGCUACUCCUACGUCACUGGUACGGAAUCCUCCAAUCAUAACUUCACUAAAUUCAUACCGCUGCCAUUACACCUGACCCAUUUAAAGUUUUGUUCUCCAUUCAUAUUUUGUGUUUUAGUUUUUUGUUUGUGUUUAGAUUAAUUUAAUUUAACUACUAACAUUUCGUUUUUUUAGGCGUCUUAUGUAUAUUUAACCACAUUAACAAUUUUGUUUAUUAUUUUUGUUCUGAGAGCUGCCGAGACUGCGGCGCCAGGCGCGACAGUCUCGGCGGCCCUACCUCGGGCAGGUUUGGGUAUCGUAAGGUUUUGGCCUAGGAUGUAGUUCUAGAGUUAUUUAAGACAAAGUACAAAUCGCCGAUAAAUGUAUGAGGAAAUACAAACAUGUGGACUUGCUUACAUUUAAUUUUGGAAUAAUGUCAACGAAUGUAAUCUGAUGUAGGUAAUAUAUAGACAUUAAAAUAUUGACAUUAGCAAUAAUAUAAAAAA